UUAUUACCCCAACCGAAACGCAGUUCUCAAAGAUCCAAUAGCAACCAACACACACUCACUGCUCAAAUACCUGUGAAUGAUUCGAUUAUUAAUGGAUAAAGUAACACUCGAAACUGACAAACAUAACCGAUAAACCAAGUGGCAGCGCCACUUACACAAUUCCUUUCACCGAACUCACUCUUUUGAUUUUGAUACCCCUUAUUAUUAUUUAUUUCCAUACCCUCUCUUCACUUCUUCCUCACCAAUUUUCUGAACACUGACACUCUUCUCUCCUUAAAGCCACCACAUUCUGAUACCCUUUUGAUCAAUCAAAGUGAAGAUCAGCAUAGAAUGCUUGUUUGAUUCUAUUUCAUUGCUAUGGAUAAGUACGAGGCUGUUAAGGAUUUGGGAGCUGGCAAUUUUGGGGUGGCUAGGCUCAUGAGGAACAAGGUCACCAAGGAGCUUGUAGCCAUGAAAUACAUCGAGCGUGGCCCCAAGAUUGAUGAGAACGUGGCAAGGGAGAUUAUGAACCACAGGUCCCUUCGGCAUCCCAAUAUAAUUCGUUACAAGGAGGUGGUUUUGACUCCCACACAUUUAGCAAUAGUGAUGGAGUAUGCAGCAGGAGGAGAGCUCUUUGAGAGGAUAUGCAGUGCUGGCAGGUUCAGUGAAGAUGAGGCUAGAUAUUUCUUUCAGCAGCUGAUUUCCGGUGUUCAUUUCUGUCAUACCAUGCAAAUAUGCCACAGAGAUUUGAAGCUAGAAAAUACCCUUCUAGAUGGAAGUCCUGCACCUCGGUUGAAAAUUUGUGACUUCGGUUAUUCCAAGUCAUCUUUGCUGCACUCACGACCCAAAUCAACAGUUGGAACACCAGCUUACAUAGCACCGGAAGUUCUUUCUAGGCGAGAGUAUGAUGGAAAGUUGGCUGAUGUAUGGUCAUGUGCGGUGACUCUUUAUGUCAUGCUGGUUGGAGCAUAUCCCUUUGAGGACCAGGAUGACCCUAGGAAUUUUAGGAAAACAAUUCAGCGUAUAAUGGCUGUUCAAUACAAAAUCCCUGAUUAUGUUCACAUAUCUCAAGAUUGUAGGCACCUCCUCUCUCGUAUAUUUGUUGCAAAUCCAUUGAGGAGAAUUACUAUUAAGGAAAUUAAGAAUCACCCAUGGUUUUUGAGGAAUCUUCCAAGGGAGCUAACUGAAUCUGCUCAAGCUAUCUAUUACCAGAGAGACAGCCCAAACUUUCACCUUCAAAGUGUGGAUGAGAUAAUGAAAAUUGUAGGAGAGGCAAGAAAUCCACCUCCAGUAUCUAGGCCUGUCAAAGGUUUUGGCUGGGAAGGUGAAGAAGAUUUGGAUGAAGAAGUGGAGGAAGAAGAGGAUGAAGAUGAGUAUGAUAAGAGGGUCAAAGAGGUUCAUGCAAGUGGCGAAUUUCAAAUUAGUUAAAGCCCUCAAAUUCUUGUGUACUUUGUUGAAAUAUUGUACUUUUUAGAAGUCACCCUUUUUUGUGUACACGAAGUCACCUAUUUAUGUGCAUUAUAAUUAUGGCUCUGUUGUUGUAAUAUAGUACCGGGUAUCAUCAAAAUGGUUGCUAUGUAUGAGAAUAGUAGUUGUCUAAUUACGUUCUAAAUCGACAUGAGAACCAUAGUUGUCUGAUUACAUGCUAAAAUCUAAAUUACCUUUUCCUGUUUUA
Molecule: messenger RNA, 1654 nt
Organism: Glycine soja
Lineage: Eukaryota; Viridiplantae; Streptophyta; Magnoliopsida; Fabales; Fabaceae
Product: serine/threonine-protein kinase SRK2A-like
Exons: 9
Coding region: 358-1407 (349 amino acids)
Biological process (GO): protein phosphorylation; intracellular signal transduction
Molecular function (GO): protein serine/threonine kinase activity; ATP binding
Source: RefSeq, a predicted model, not a curated record